This is a messenger RNA of Aethalodelphis obliquidens (Pacific white-sided dolphin), 2616 nucleotides long. Its product is annotated as H-2 class I histocompatibility antigen, Q10 alpha chain-like. NCBI's taxonomy places the organism in Eukaryota, Metazoa, Chordata, Mammalia, Artiodactyla, Delphinidae. Gene Ontology annotation, biological process: immune response. The transcript has 8 exons. Gene Ontology annotation, cellular component: external side of plasma membrane. The record is from RefSeq and is a predicted model, not a curated record. The coding region runs from base 399 to 1448 and encodes 349 amino acids.
GGUGCGUGCGGUGGAGCCGCAGCCAGAGCCCGGCCGGAGCCUGAACCUGAGCCAGGGCGGGGUCGCAGCUGCCGCGGCCCUGGGGGCACUGAGCGCUCUCCCGCCCGGACCCCGGCGAGGGACGCGUCCUACUGUCGGACGGCGGCCGGCGUUGGCACGAGGCCCCUGCCCCACAGCUGAAGACGGACUCCACCGGGACCGGCACCCUGGGGCAGCGUGUGAGGCUGCCGAUCAGGCGGCCGCAGAGUCCCGGGAGUGCGCGGGACCGGCAGUCGCCGCUGCCACCACCGCUGCUGCUGCUGCUGCUGCUGUCGGGACUGGUGCGGGAGGGCGCAGCAGAGAGUCCCUGGGGGCUGCCCUUGGUGGCCGAUAGCCCGGCGGCCAGGGCAGAGGUGGUGAUGGCAGAACUGGCAAACCUGAAGUUGGAAAAGAAGCCAUGGCCUACAGGGACACACUCGCUCCACUACUACUACCUGACCCUGUCAGAGCCAGGCCCAAGCCUCCCUAAGUUUCUGGCUGUAGGCUACGUGGACGACCAGCCCUUCAUCCGGUUUGACAGUCGUGUGGGCAAGGCUGAGCCCCAGGCCCCGUGGAUGACGCCAAUGGAUGCCCAGUACUGGGAGACGGAGACCAGGAAGCAGGAGAAAUGGGCGGAGGUGCAGCAGGUGGAGAUGUGGACGGUGAUGGGCUACCACAACCACAGCAGCGGGAUGCACAGUACUCAGCGCAUGUUCGGCUGUGAGAUCCAGGAAGACGGCCGCUACAGGGGCUUCUGGCAGUUUGGCUACGAUGGGCAGGACCACCUGUCGCUGGACCUGGAAACCCUGAGCUGGGUGUCAGCUGAGCCCGUGGCCAUACGGACCAAGCACUGGUGGGAGACAGAGCGCUGCUACGCAGAGUACGACAAGGCCUACCUGGAAGGCCCCUGCCUUGCCUCUCUGCACAGAUACCUGGAGCUGGGAGGCCAGAGAUUCAGCCGGAGAGAGCCACCCACAGUGCGGAUAACAGAGCACUCGGCCAAGGAUGGCGGCACCAUCCUGAGGUGCUGGGCCCUGGGCUUCUAUCCACACAACAUCUUGCUGAGCUGGUGGCUGGGGGAGAAGGAACUGGACUCCGAGUGUGCGGAGACACGCCCCAGUGGGGACGGCACCUAUCAGACGUGGGCGGCUGUGUGGGUGCCGGCGGGGAAGAAGGCCCAGUACACCUGCCGCGUGCAGCACUCCAGCCUGAACCACACGCUCACUGUGUCCUGGGAGUCCUCUCAUCCUGGACUUACUGCUGUGGUUAUCUCCCUCAUCCUGGUCUUGCUGGUGGUUGUUGGUGGUGUGACCUUGACCAAGUGCAUUCAAGCCAGAAAUAAGGAAUCUUACGAGCAAGCCUCAGGUGGAGAGGACCCCCAUAAUUCCCAAAGCCCAGCAAGAGCAGGGGCUACUCCACUCAUCUGCUGACUGAAGGUCACCGUCACAGAUCAAGGAGGUGUUUUGUGGGGUGUUUGGGGACCUGAAGGCCCCCGGCACUGGCUGGCUGGUAUGAAAUCUGACUGUGAAGGGCCCACCCCACCCCGAAACUGAGGCGUCCUCACCCCUAACAGUCUUGUUACAAGUGGUCUGUGCCACUAGGAUGGCUUUGCCAUCUUCCUGAAGUCCUUUUAAAAGUCUAAUUAUUUCCUGUUCCGGGGACGAGGAGAAGGGCAGUAGUAAUUCCUCAGAUUGUUUUACACUUGACAGUUUGCAGAAUGGUUUCAUGUUAAGUGUAAAUCCCACUUGAGCUUCUCAGGCACCCUGUGAGAGUUUGGCUAUGUUAUUCUCAUUCCCACUUCCCGAACGUGAAAACCAAGGGUCUGGGCAGUCAGGGAAGAACCAGAACAAUAGUCAAAGAGUUACAGGGGCAGCAUCCUUCAUGCACCUGCUAGCGUCAGCAAGAAAUGGCUGAAUGCCUGCCUCAUUUAUAAGCGUGUUCUUUUAUGUAUGUCUGAUCCGCUUUUGGGAAGAUUCGAGUGUUGGGGCUGUGAGGGUGUAGGGGAGGCGGCAAGGGUGGGAACAUGUGUAUGUGAGGGUGUGUGGGUGUGUAUGUGUGAGGGUGAGAGGAUAUAGGGUGUAUGUGAGGGUGAGUGUGUAUGUGGUAUGUGGGUGUCCUUGUGUAUAUGAGGAGAAGCUCAGAGAGACAGGUGCCUGGGGGCCUGUUCGUUGGUCCCAGGCAGUUGGAGGAUGAGAAACAACACAGGCCAUAUUUUCCAUUAUUUCCUGUCCUUUUGAAUGAUUUGAAUUUUUGCAAUAAGCACGUGUUACUGUUAAAUAAGGGAAAGACCCCUUUUCGCUGUGUCCUGUGGAAAUGCUUGUGAAGGAUAUGUCUGGAGAAGGCCCAGCCUCACCUUUGCAUCUUCAGUGGACCAGAAACCCCAUGUCUCCUCUGUGAACAAGAAUCCAGUCUCACGGCCAUUUGAUGUGCUAAGGGGCUGGGACUCCAGAGCCCUGGCAGAGAGAGGGAGUGCUCACAAAGGACACAAGGCCAGACCCCUCCCAGGGCACCCUCUGCCUCCCCUUCAGCUGACCCCAAGGUGUGACAGAGCCUCCUGUGGGGACUUUUGAAACCUCCGUGUCUGCAGCCCUGGGAGGC